GGGCUGCACCUUGCUCAGCGCGGAGCCCGCCAGCUCCAGCCCAGGUAGCCGCAGCCCGGAAGCUUCCCCGCCGGCGCCCAAGGCACGCGCGGCACAGCCAUGAACACCAACGAUGCCAAGGAAUAUCUGGCCCGGAGGGAAAUCCCUCUGCUUUUCGAGAGCCUUUUGAAUGGACUGAUGUGUUCUAAGCCCGAAGACCCAGUAGAAUACUUGGAAAGUUGUUUACAGAAAGUAAAAGAACUAGGCGGCUGUGACAAGGUGAAAUGGGAUACAUUUGUCAGCCAGGAAAAGAAGACCUUACCUCCGCUCAAUGGAGGACAGUCACGGAGAUCCUUUCUGAGAACUGUAAUGCCUGAAAAUUCAAACUUUCCAUAUCGGCGGUAUGAUCGGCUCCCUCCAAUCCAUCAAUUCUCCAUAGAAAGUGAUACGGACCUCUCCGAGACUGCGGAGUUAAUUGAAGAAUAUGAAGUUUUUGAUCCUGCUAGACCUCGACCAAAAAUCAUUCUUGUCAUAGGUGGUCCAGGAAGUGGAAAGGGUACUCAAAGUUUGAAAAUCGCAGAACGCUACGGAUUCCAAUACAUUUCAGUGGGAGAAUUAUUAAGAAAGAAGAUCCACAGUGCCAGCAGCAACAGGAAAUGGAGUCUUAUUGCCAAAAUAAUUACAACUGGAGAAUUGGCCCCACAGGAAACAACAAUUACAGAGAUAAAACAAAAAUUGAUGCAGAUACCUGAUGAAGAGGGCAUUGUUAUUGAUGGAUUUCCAAGAGAUGUUGCCCAGGCUCUGUCUUUUGAGGACCAAAUCUGUACUCCCGACUUGGUGGUAUUCUUGGCUUGUGCCAAUCAGAGGCUCAAAGAAAGAUUACUGAAGCGUGCAGAGCAACAGGGGCGGCCUGAUGACAAUCUGAAAGCAACCCAGAGAAGACUGAUGAACUUCAAGCAGAAUGCUGCUCCGUUGGUUAAAUACUUCCAGGAAAAGGGGCUCAUCAUGACAUUUGAUGCUGACCGAGACGAGGAUGAGGUGUUCUAUGACAUCAGCAUGGCAGUUGACAGCAAGUUAUUUCCAAACAAAGAGGCUGCAGCAGGUUCAAGUGACCUUGAUCCUUCAAUGAUGCUGGACACUGGAGAGGUCCUUGAUACAGGAUCUGACUAUGAAGAUCAGGGUGAUGACCAGUCAAAUGUGUUUGAAGAGGACACCGUGGGAGGUGUCCUGGAAGAUUUGAGGAAGUGCAAAAUUAUUUUCGUGAUUGGUGGCCCGGGCUCUGGCAAAGGCACGCAGUGUGAAAAGCUGGUGGAAAAAUAUGGAUUUACACAUCUCUCGACUGGUGAGCUCCUGCGUAACGAGCUGUUAUCAGAAUCUGAAAGAAGCAAAUUGAUCAGAGACAUCAUGGAACGUGGAGACCUGGUGCCUGCAGACGUCAUCCUGGAGCUGCUGCGGGAAGCCGUGGUGACCAGCCUCGGCCACACCCGGGGCUUCCUGAUCGAGGGCUAUCCUCGGGAAGUGAAGCAAGGCGAAGAGUUCGGACGUAGGAUUGGAGACCCGCACUUGGUGAUCUGCAUGGACUGCUCGGCAGACACCAUGACCAGCCGCCUUCUCCAGAGGAGCCAGAGCGGCCCGGGCGCGGACAGUGCCGCUGCCAUCGCCAAGCGCCUUGAAGCCUACUACCGGGCUGCCAUCCCCGUGAUCGCCUACUAUGAGACGAAAACACAGCUACGCAAGAUCAAUGCUGAGGGGACACCAGAGGAAGUUUUUCUUCAACUCUGCACAGCUAUUGACUCUAUUUUCUGAAGACAAAUGCAUGUACAUUAAGGAGAGUGGAGACAGGAAAACAUUAAAAGGUUCACACCUUAACAAUAUGUUUCAGGUUAAACUUUUUGUGUCCCUUUCAAAUCCUGACAUUGCUGUUUGCUUCCCAGCUUGAACUGUCUGAGGCGUCUGGAAACCAUGCAUGGUGUAUUUGGCAUUACCCAACCUCUUCACAGUUCAGACAGCUGUCUGCACUCGCAGCACGCACUUUUCUCUCUGCAGGUAGCACCUCAGAGCUAAGUUAGAAUGAGGACAGCAGUGCAGUGCGUCUUGUCAGUCAUGCCCUCAGGACUUGCUAGAGUCUGAUCAUUGGGUUCUCCUCUCACCAAACAGGCAGUCAGCAUCCCUAACUUCCCCAUCCUAUCUUCCUUCCUCUCGCGAUGAUGUACAUGCUUGUUGCCUGGUGAAGGCCCUUCAUAUUGGGUGGGGGUUGGAGGGGGAAUAAGCCAGGGCAUCUUCCUCUGGUAACUGUUUCCUCAAGUCGCUCAGAGCCAGAGAUCAGGUUGACGAUACCAAUUAUUCAUUAGAAAUCUGAUUCAAUUUGAAAACCCUAAGGCAAAAAUGUGAAACUGUAUAGCUUUUCCAAGACAGCAAAACCCAGAUUAGUCACCAGUAACACUUCUCUAUUCAUUUUUAUGAAUCUAGCUACUUGGAAUGCUAUCAUAAUGGCUAAGAGAACAAACUGGAGAAAACUGACCUGUUCUAUACCUAGUAGUAUAUUUUGGAAAUUAUAAAUCAACACGAACCAAAUGUAAUUUAAAAGCAUAAGGUGGUUUAUUAUUGCAUUCACUGGACUAAUGUCAACUUGUUUUGAUUUUAAGUGAUCAUCUAUUUACUUAAUAUUGUUGCCAGACAACUAAGAAUUACAGUAAGAAAGCUGAUGUGGGUGGGAGGAGCAUGUCAGUACACAAUGCUUAACAGGUCCUGAUGCUAUUGUUUGUUUCCUACGGGCCUUUUCCAGGGGU
Messenger RNA from Pteronotus mesoamericanus, 2768 nucleotides. RefSeq names its product adenylate kinase 5 (gene AK5). Gene Ontology annotation, cellular component: cytoplasm. Gene Ontology annotation, biological process: ATP metabolic process. The transcript has 14 exons. The record is from RefSeq and is a predicted model, not a curated record. Lineage: Eukaryota; Metazoa; Chordata; Mammalia; Chiroptera; Mormoopidae. Gene Ontology annotation, molecular function: AMP kinase activity; ATP binding; nucleoside diphosphate kinase activity. Bases 100 to 1785 code for a protein of 561 amino acids.